Argentina anserina (silverweed cinquefoil) is the source of this 2177-nucleotide messenger RNA. RefSeq names its product O-fucosyltransferase 7. The record is from RefSeq and is a predicted model, not a curated record. Gene Ontology annotation, cellular component: cytoplasm. The coding region runs from base 206 to 1774 and encodes 522 amino acids. The transcript has 12 exons. Lineage: Eukaryota; Viridiplantae; Streptophyta; Magnoliopsida; Rosales; Rosaceae.
CAAAAGCGGCAAAACCUCCGAAACCCAAGUAGAAGAAGAAGAAGCAGAAGCAGAAGCAGAAGCAUCAUCAAACUCAAGUACAAACCCCUCCCAGUUUACAAUACUUGGAAAAACCCAGAAGCCAAAAAGCACUGUCUUCAAUCCCGACACUCAUUUUUGUUUCGGAAGAUGGCUAGUGAUUGUUAGACACAAUCUCAGACCACAGAUGCAGAAGAAGAAGCUGAUUAUAGCAUUGGGGGGACUGAGAAAGCUGCUGACGUUCGCCAUAUGCAUAAUAGCUUUGGUGGCUCUCUUCUCUGCCCAUGUCCCCAUUUUCCCUUCUUCUAAGGUCCCUAACUUCUCUGACCCCUUCAAGCUCCCCACGAAGUUGACAACUGAGCAGAGCUGGACUCAGGAGCUCGCUCCACCCCAUCUGUGGAAAGCGCCUGUCGCUUCUCGCAAGUUAGAAAAUUCAAAUAGAACUUUGGAAACACUAUGGAAGCCUCCGCCAAAUCGCGAUUUUGUGCCAUGUGUAGAGCCAAGUACCAAUUAUACGUCUCCUACAGAGUCCCGGGGUUUCCUUCUAGUACAUACGAAUGGUGGGCUGAACCAGAUGCGUGCUGGGAUAUGUGAUAUGGUAGCUGUAGCCCGUAUCAUAAAUGCUACUCUUGUUAUUCCGGAACUUGAUAAACGGUCAUUCUGGAAUGACUCUAGCAUCUUUUCAGAUGUUUUUGACGAAGACUAUUUCAUCGAUGCUCUAUCUAAUGAUGUCAAAAUAAUAAAAAUGCUUCCUACGGAACUAGUGACCGGUACCAGAGCCGUUAAGCAUUUUAGAAGCUGGUCCGGUAUGGACUACUACCAAGAUGAGAUAGCUAACAUGUGGGAAGAAUAUGAGGUUAUCCGAGCUGCGAAAUCAGAUUCUCGCUUAGCAAAUAACAAUCUACCUCUAGAUAUUCAGAGGCUUCGCUGCCGUGCUUGUUAUGAAGCUCUAUGCUUUGCACCUCAAAUUGAAGCAAUGGGAAAAUUGUUAGUCAAUCGGAUGAGGUCUUUUGGUCCUUAUAUUGCUCUGCAUUUACGAUUUGAGGAGGACAUGCUUGCUUUUAGUGGAUGCACGAAGGAUUUAUCUUCAGCUGAAGCGGAUGAACUAAGAAUCAUUCGUGAGAACACCCCAUACUGGAAAGAAAAGGAUAUAGAUCCCAUAGAACAGAGAUCCAAAGGAUAUUGCCCCUUAACUCCAAAGGAGGUUGGUAUAUUUCUCACUGCUCUUGGAUACCCCUCAAACACACCGAUAUAUCUCGCGGCUGGAAAAAUAUAUGGGGGCAACACUCAUAUGGCAGAACUGCGGUCUCGUUUUCCGAUACUAAUGAGUAAGGAAACAUUGGCAUCUGUUGAAGAGCUCGAAUCUUUUGGAGAUCAUGCAUCUCAGAUGGCUGCACUGGACUACAUAGUUUCAGUUGAAAGUGAUGUAUUUAUUCCUUCAUACUCCGGAAACAUGGCGAGGGCAGUUGAAGGUCACCGUCGCUUUCUUGGACACAGGAAGACAAUAUCUCCUGACAGAAAAGCCUUAGGUCGUCUGGUUGACAAACUUGAGCAGGGAAUCCUGAAAGAAGGCAAAAGUUUAUCGAAUCGAGUAAUUGAAUUGCACAGGAGACGGCAGGGGUCUCCACGGAAGAGAAAAGGUCCAAUUUCAGGAACCAAGGGCACAGAAAGGUUCCGAUCAGAAGAACCCUUCUACGUUAACCCUUUACCGGAUUGCUUGUGUAAGAAGGAAUUACCGAUUCAAGUGACAAAGUAAUGAUCUCAGAUAUUGCAAAGCAGUGCUGUCGAAAAAACUUCUCGCACUGCAGAGUGGUGACACAUCAUUCAUUCCAGAUUAUUAAUGUUACUCUACAAGCUUAGUAUUAUGAUAGUCAUAGACUCAAUAGGGAUGCGGAUGUACAUGUAUAUCCUGAGUUUAGGUAUAGCUGAGUCGGUAUAUCUGUGUUAAAAGAGGAGAAAACACGACAGUGUAAUAUCAGGGAUUCAAUCGCCGCAGAUAGUGAGACGGGUCUUCCAUCAAUGACCAAGGCAUCUUUGUGCUUUGCGAAGUUGGCCUGCUUUCAACAUUCAAGAACUUGGUAACUUGUUUGGAAUUUUUACAAAAUAACUCGUGUAUUUAUAGCCAUCCGAUGGAAAUGAAAAGAAUAUGAUUGCUCCUA